Messenger RNA from Hippocampus zosterae (dwarf seahorse), 1240 nucleotides. RefSeq names its product UBA_like_SF and PTH2 domain-containing protein. The transcript has 7 exons. The coding region runs from base 238 to 792 and encodes 184 amino acids. The record is from RefSeq and is a predicted model, not a curated record. Gene Ontology annotation, molecular function: protein binding; peptidyl-tRNA hydrolase activity. Gene Ontology annotation, cellular component: cytosol; mitochondrion. NCBI's taxonomy places the organism in Eukaryota, Metazoa, Chordata, Actinopteri, Syngnathiformes, Syngnathidae.
AAUCCGCAAAGCAUUGUGGGUAAUAUGCCUCGGCUGAGGAGUCGUGGAUGCUGGGCGUGCUCAACAUAAGUGUGGAACAAGGGCGCAGAAGAUACGAGGCGAUAGAGCACUUUUGAGAGUUGGGGCAAAGUCGUAGCUUCUGCGUGAACGCAUAAGUGAAGGGCACAAGGUUGGAUCUGUGGGUACUUGGAUUCGGCCUUUCAAGUUUUGACUCUGAGUCUCUUCGAGCUGUUAAUUAUGGAGCCAUCAAGGCAAACAUGCCCCCCAGACUCUAUUUGCCAGGAUGUGAACCCUGUAUUUUUUCAACAACUUCGGGAUCUGGAUAUUCCAGAAGAGGCAGCUGAACAGGCACUUCUGCAUACUGGGAAUGUGUCUGCUGAGGAGGCGGCCAUGUACUACUUCAACAAACUGGAGAAUGAGGAGGCCGAUCGGGACCUAAUGUACAAAAUGGUGUUUGUGGUCAACAUGGACCUUGCUAUGGGGGUUGGAAAGAUCGCGGCUCAGGUUGGACAUGCUGCUGUGGGCUUGUACCAGGCUCUGCAGGAUAAAAACAGCUGGAGGGAGAUGGCCUGGAAGUGGGACCAUAGUGGAGCCAAGAAGAUUGUGGUUCGGGGUACCAGUGUGGCUCAUCUUUUAGAGCUUCAGGCCCAGGCCUUGAGUCUCAAUUUGCCCACUUACCUGGUCCAGGAUGCUGGGCUUACUCAUGUGGCAUCUGGUUCCCGAACUGUCCUGGCUGUCAUGGGUGAGGAGGACAUUGUGAACAAUGUCACUGGCAGUCUGAAGCUGCUUUGAUGGGCUCAAGACCACGUCAGGAAGUAAAGCAUCUGCGAUGCUCGAAAGGAUCAAGUUGAGCGCCCCAUUUAAGAAGCAAGUGUGUAACCUUUAAACACAAACAAGCAGAGUCCCCUGAUGUUUGUUUCAUUGAACUCUGUGCAGGUAUAUGGCUUGCUUUGCUGAGCAUUGUGAUCUGAAGAUAGGAAGGAUUACUUCCUUAACAGUUAACUGUGCUCAAGGUUUUCAGUUUUUGUUUUGCAAGUGUUACUCCCAUUCCAAAUAAUGAAAACUAUCACUAUUUGAUUGGGCUUUAAGUUUAAAUCGAUUUCGUAAUUUUGGUUCUUCCCAGCUAUUUUUCCCAGCGUGGUUAUAUUUUGUAUUCCUCUUAUGGUAAUAUGUCCAAUUACUGUUUUAUUUUGUAAUAUGCAUAUUAAGUUUGCCAAUUAAAGAAAAUGUUUUCGUCAUC